Molecule: messenger RNA, 1773 nt
Organism: Sphaerodactylus townsendi
Lineage: Eukaryota; Metazoa; Chordata; Lepidosauria; Squamata; Sphaerodactylidae
Product: urotensin-2 receptor-like
Exons: 3
Coding region: 1-1710 (569 amino acids)
Biological process (GO): neuropeptide signaling pathway
Cellular component (GO): membrane
Molecular function (GO): urotensin II receptor activity
Source: RefSeq, a predicted model, not a curated record
AUGCCAGCCCACUUCAUCCCUGCCUCUGUUCACCCACUGGUGAACUCCCUGUUCUUCCAGAUGAACUUGUCUUGGCAGCUCCAGCCUGUGGAGCAACAGCAGGGAGCUGCUGCUGUGGUGCUGGCCCUCUAUGGCGGCAGAUGGGUGCUCCAGGGCUUGCAGAACCCCAGCAGACAUCGGACCCGGGCACGCAAGCCUCGGGCGAGCUUCACCCAAGCCCUCUCCGCCGAGUCUUCGAAGCGCGAUCCAGAACUUAAGACUUCUAUGCGUAUCUACCGGUGGAGGGCGGGUGGCGGGGGAGGGGGCACUUUGUGCCAAGCGGGACUUCCCGCUCAAUCCAUAGACGGAGAGGAUCGAAGUGUGGAGGAAGCACAUGCCCGCUGCGAGCAGCCUCUCCUGGACAUCGAUCGCCCCCUCGCCCGCCCCGAGUCGCGGCCGCGCUUCCCCGCCCCUUGCGUUCCUGCUUCCCCAAGGCGGAGCACCCUGGCGAUCGCCGCUGUGGGGCUGGUGCCCGGCCGGCACGUCGCAACGGGGAUUGAGCCCCCGGGACGGCAGGAGCCGCGGGAGGAGGGCAGAGGGGCUGAGGACCCGUGCAGGCGGCGGCCGGGCUGCUGCCCCACCGGCAUGGAGCGCAACUUGAGCGGCAGGCUGGGCAACGAGACCGCGUCCGUCGGGGGUCCGGGCUGGGGCGAAGGCGCGGCGGCGGCGUGGGCUUUCGGGGCCGUGCUGUCGAUCAUGUAUGUGACCGGCGUGACGGGCAACGUGUACACGCUGGCGCUGCUGUGGCGCUCGGGCCGGUGCGCCCGCGGCGCGCCCUUGUCCGGCUCCAUCGCCAGCCUGGCGCUGGCCGACCUGCUCUACCUGUGCUCCAUCCCCUUCAUCGUGGGCACGUCGGUGGCGCAGGACUGGUACUUCGGCGAGCUGGGCUGCCGCGUCCUGCUCAGCCUGGACUUGCUCACCAUGCACGCCAGCAUCUUCACGCUGACCGGCAUGUGCGCCGAGCGCUACCUGGCCGUCACCCGCCCGCUGGCCGCCCGCUCCCGGGCCCGGCGCUGCCGCAAAGCCACGGCCGCCGCCGUCUGGGGGGUGUCGCUGCUGCUCGCGCUGCCCAUGAUGCUGAUGGUCACCUUGAGCCGCGGCCGCGACGGCAAGCGCAUCUGCGCCCCGACCUGGAGCCGCGGCGCCUACCGGCUCUACCUGACCGUGCUCUUCGGCACCAGCAUCGUGGCCCCGGGGCUGAUCAUCGGCUGCCUCUACGCCCGCCUGGCCACCACCUACCUGGAGUCGCAGCGGAACCCGCCCCGCAAGAAGGAGCCCAAGCGCUCCCCCCGCCAGAAGGUCCUCAUCCUGGUCUUCACCAUCGUGCUGGUGUUCUGGGCUUGCUUCCUGCCCUUCUGGAUCUGGCAGCUGGUGCCCCUCUAUUACGGCUCCCUGGGGCUCCCGCCCCACACAGCCAAGUGCAUCAACUACUUGGUGACCUGCCUGACCUAUAGCAACAGCUGCAUCAACCCUUUCCUCUAUACCUUGCUCACCAGGAACUACCGAGAGUACCUGCGCAACAGGCACAGCAACUUCUACCGCUUCACCUCCUCUUUCCGCAAGAGAGGCUCCAACCGGCACUGUUCGUGGAAGCGAUCCACGUCCUCCGGGACCCAGUACGAGUCCGGGUCCGAGGGCCUCAGUAUGGCCACUCUGAGAGACUGCAAAUGAAUCCUAUUAUUUCUCUUCUUUGUUCUGAGUGGCUUCCCCAAAAUCUCAGAGAUCCAGGUGGGC